Molecule: messenger RNA, 8126 nt
Organism: Xenopus tropicalis (tropical clawed frog)
Lineage: Eukaryota; Metazoa; Chordata; Amphibia; Anura; Pipidae
Gene: abcc2
Product: ATP binding cassette subfamily C member 2
Exons: 32
Coding region: 102-4760 (1552 amino acids)
Biological process (GO): xenobiotic transport; transmembrane transport
Cellular component (GO): plasma membrane; membrane
Molecular function (GO): ABC-type transporter activity; ATP hydrolysis activity; ABC-type xenobiotic transporter activity
Source: RefSeq, a predicted model, not a curated record
UUCAUACUGAUAGUAGUGCUCCUAAUAGUAUAUAACAUUAUUAUUCCUCAGCACAAUCCCAAGGCAGGUGGAUCCCGUGAGAUUCCGUCUGAGUUACCAGCAUGUCUAAAGCUUUGGAUUCAUAUUGUGGCUCUAUUUUCUGGAAUUCGUCGGUCUUGGACAGUGCAGAACCUGACCUUCCCCUGUGCUUUGAACAGACUGUUUUGGUUUGGAUUCCUCUUAUCUUUUUUUGGCUUUGCGCCCCAUGGCAGCUUAUUCGCUUGUGUAAACCAGGGGUGGUUAAAUCCCGUAUAACAAGUCUCUAUCUAACAAAGCAGUGCCUUACAUUGCUCCUCUUCUUCACAUCAAUAGCUGGGAUAGGAAUUACUGUGGCGGAACAUGUUAAAGCCCAGUCCAACUCUACUGAACCCCUCCCUGCCGUCCUCUAUGUCAAUCCAGCAAUCUAUGCAGCUACCUGGUUGCUAGUUUUGCUCAUUCAUCACACCAGGCGUUAUUACGCUCGCAAAGAUACCGGCAUCCUUUUUAUCUUUUGGACUUUAAGUGUCAUUUGUGGAGUUUUCCCAUUUCAGACUUUCAUCCGGAAAGCACUAAAGGAUGAUAUUCCUGAUCUUCCACGGGUCUGUUUGUUUUUCAUCUCCUAUUCUCUGCAAAUUCUUACAUUGAUCAUCUCUGCCAUUUCAGAAAAAAAUGAAAGUACCAAAGAGAAUCCAGAGCUGACAGCCUCUUUCCUAAGCAGAAUAACCUUCAACUGGUACAACAGCAUUGUUGUCAAAGGAUAUAAAAAGCCACUAGAGAUGGAAGAUCUGUGGGAGUUAAAUGAGGAAGACAAAACUAAAAAUAUGUAUGAAAUAUUUGAAAAGCAUAUGAAACAUGAUGUGAGAAAAGCAAAGAAGGAUCUGGAAAAGCGUAAAAACAAAAGAAAACAGAAGGAGUCUGGAAUUGAAAUGAAUGGAAUUAGCAAGGCACAGAGCCAAGACAUCCUUGUAAUGGAAGAAAAGAAGAAGGAAAAGAAGAAGAAGGAAAAAUCCAUAGAUGGAACUGCUAAAGAUUAUCCCAAACGCUGGUUAAUUAAAACACUCAUAAAAACCUUCCCAAGUACUUUAUUAACGUCGGCUAUCUUUAAGCUUCUGCAUGAUUUGCUGGCGUUUGUCAGCCCACAGAUUUUAAAGGUAAUGGUGACUUUCACGGCUGAUCCUUCUCAGCACCAGUGGCAAGGAUUUUUCUAUGCAGUGUUGCUGUUAGUAACUGCAUUGCUACAGUCCUUCUUGCUUCAGCAAUAUUUUCAUGGCUGCUUUGUUCUGGGAAUGAGAGUGAGAAGCCUUCUAAUGGCGGCAGUAUAUAAGAAAGCGUUAACUGUAUCAAACGCCAUUCGGAAAGAGUCAACAGUUGGGGAGACUGUGAACUUGAUGUCUGCGGAUGCCCAGAGAUUCAUGGACUUGACAAACUUCAUUCACUUACUGUGGUCUUCCCCGCUGCAGAUUGCUAUUUCUAUAGUCUUUCUCUGGGAAGAAUUAGGUCCUUCAGUUCUUGCUGGACUUGGAGUGAUGAUCUUGUUGAUUCCCAUCAAUGCAGUGUUAGCGACAGUAUCAAGGAAACUACAGAUGAAGAACAUGAAAAACAAAGAUAAGCGGAUGAAAAUAAUGAAUGAAAUACUUAAUGGUAUUAAGAUUCUAAAGCUGUAUGCCUGGGAGCCUUCUUUUGAGAACCAAGUGCAAGAAAUUCGGGAGAAGGAGCUGAAAGACAUGUUACAUUUUACUUACCUGCACUCAGUGUCUCUGUUUGUUUUCACCUGUGCACCAUUCUUGGUCUCAGUUGCAACUUUUGCUGUCUAUGUUGCAGUGGAUCCAAGCAAUGUUCUCAAUGCAGAAAAAGCUUUUACUUCUAUAUCCCUGUUUAAUAUCCUACGUUUUCCUCUUGCCAUGCUUCCAAUGCUUAUUUCCAGUAUGGUGCAGACAAGUGUAUCAAGUGCCCGUCUGGAGAAAUAUUUGGGAGGGGAUAACCUGGAUACCUCAGCUAUUCGUUGUGAUCCAAAUAUUGAUGCUGCUGUUCAGUUUUCUGAUGCUACAUUUUCUUGGGAAGAAGAUGCAAACCCUGCAGUCAACAAUGUGAAUCUGGACAUCAAAGAAGGCAAUCUGGUAGCAGUAGUUGGUGGGGUAGGGUCAGGUAAAUCAUCGCUUGUUUCUGCAAUGCUUGGAGAAAUGGACCAUGUCGGUGGAUACAUCAACAUCAAGGGUUCCAUCGCUUAUGUUCCCCAGCAAGCAUGGAUCCAGAACGCCACACUAAAAAACAACAUUCUUUUUGGAUCCAAGAUGGAUGAAGAACGAUACCAAAAGGUUUUAGAAGCAUGCGCCCUUCUUCCAGAUUUAGAAAUGCUUCCGGGACAUGAUGAGUCUGAAAUAGGAGAAAAGGGCAUAAACCUAAGUGGUGGCCAGAAGCAGCGCGUCAGUUUAGCCAGGGCUGUGUACAAUGAUGCAGACAUAUAUAUCCUUGAUGACCCUCUCUCUGCUGUUGAUGCUCAUGUUGGGAAGCAUAUAUUUGAAAAAGUGGUGGGACCCAAUGGAUUACUAAAAAAUAAGACUCGGAUCUUAGUCACGCAUGGGGUUAGCUUCCUAAAGCAUGCUGACGAUAUAGUGGUCCUUGUGAAUAGCAGAGUCACUGAGACUGGAUCCUACAAAACCUUACAGGCAAACAACGGUGCCUUUGCAGAGUUUCUUAGGCUGUAUGCAAAGCAGAAUGAUCAGACAGACAAUGAAGCCACAGUUUUUACUGGUGAAGAUGAUGAAGAUGAUGGUGAUCAGGUUGAGACUGCUGAGGUUAUUGAAGACAUUGUGGCAUCAACAGUAAAGAGGGAAAACAGCAUGCGUCAGAGGAAAAGGAGCAGUGUGAGCAUGAACGGCACCCUAAGAAGGUCAGUGAAAGAUGUUACAAAGAAAAAGACUGGAAUCGGGUCAAAUGACACAAAAGGACAGAAGCUUAUUGAAAAGGAAACAGUUGAAACAGGAAAGGUUAAGUUCAAGUUGUACUUGAAAUACUUGCGCGCUGUAGGAUGGGGGUUCAGCUUCUGGAUAUUUGUGAGCUAUAUUCUCCAGAACGCAGCCUUUGUGGGACAAAAUAUAUGGCUGAGCGACUGGACUGGAGAUGCAGAAAAAUAUUACAACAUAACAUACCCUGCAUCACAGAGAGACAUGAGGGUUGGCGUGUUCGGAGCUCUAGGAGUGGCACAAGCUCUCUUUGUGCUUCUGGGUGCGUUUCUUGUUUCGGGGGGAGCUGUCCGGGCUUCCAGAAUGCUUCAUACACAACUUCUGCACAACAUCCUACGGGUCCCUAUGCGUUUCUUUGAUACUACACCAACAGGGCGCAUUGUUAACAGGUUUGCAAAGGAUAUCCUAACUGUGGAUGAGACCAUCCCAAUGUCAUUCCGCAGCUGGAUCGCAUGCUUUCUGGGAGUUAUUGGAACCCUAUUCAUCAUAUGUUUGGCUACUCCCAUCUUCGCUGCUGUCAUUGUGCCACUUGCAAUCUUCUAUUACUUUGUUCAGAGAUUCUAUGUCACCACCUCCCGCCAGCUGAGACGUCUGGAUUCUGUCACAAGGUCUCCCAUCUACUCCCAUUUUGGGGAGACUGUCUCUGGACUGUCUGUAAUCCGAGCUUAUGGACAUCAAGAUAGGUUUCUGCAGCACAAUGAAGAUACCAUCGAUAAUAAUCAGAAAAGUGUAUAUUCUUGGAUUGUCUCCAACAGGUGGUUGGCUAUUCGUCUGGAAUUCGUAGGAAACCUUACAGUCUUCUUUGCGGCCCUUUUCGCUGUGCUGGGACGAGGGACUGUGGAUAGUGGAACCGUAGGGCUUUCCAUUUCUUCCGCUCUCAAUAUCACUCAAACCCUCAACUGGUUAGUGAGGAUGACGUCUGAGCUAGAAACCAACAUAGUUGCGGUGGAGCGAGUAGAUGAGUAUAUAAAGGUGGAGAGAGAGGCACAGUGGGUAGAAGACCAUCGCCCACCAAAAGACUGGCCAGAGAAAGGAGUUGUACAGUUUGUGGACUACAAAGUUCGUUACCGGCCCGAACUGGACCUUGUCCUGCAGGGUAUCUCAUGCACCAUUAAUAGCAUGGAGAAGGUUGGUAUUGUCGGCAGGACGGGUGCUGGAAAGUCCUCACUCACCAAUUGCAUCUUUCGGAUCAUUGAGUCGGCGGGUGGCAAGAUUAUGAUCGAUGGGCUGGACAUUGCAAGCAUUGGCCUUCAUGACCUACGCCAAAAACUGACCAUUAUUCCACAGGAUCCUGUCUUGUUUUCUGGCAACUUAAGGAUGAAUCUGGAUCCAUUCAACCAGUACACAGAUGAGGAUAUCUGGAAAGCCCUUGAACUCUCCCAUCUCAAGCCAUUUGUGGAAGGGCUUCAGGAGAAACUUUUCCAUGAAGUGAGUGAAGGUGGAGAGAACCUCAGCGUUGGCCAGAGACAACUUGUAUGCCUUGCUCGGGCUUUGCUUCGGAAAUCUAAGAUCCUAAUUCUAGAUGAAGCCACGGCUGCUGUAGAUUUGGAGACGGAUAAUUUAAUCCAGAGGACGAUUCGAAGCGAGUUUGCAGACUGCACAGUCCUGACUAUUGCGCACCGGUUGCACACCAUUAUGGACAGCAGCAGGUUAAUGGUGCUGGAUGCCGGGAAGAUCAUAGAAUUUGGAAGUCCAGAUGAGCUUCUUCAGCGCCAGGGACAUUUCUUUUCUAUGGCCAAGGAUGCUGGCAUUGAUAGCACUCAAAGUACCAUACUAUAAAUAUGGGAAAGAAGACACCAAAAUACUUUUAUUUGGGAGACUUUAGAAGAGGUUUCGUAGUACCAACUGGUACUGGAGCAUUCAGAGAGGCUCUGACACAGACUAACCUAUGGCUGCAGCAGCUAAGAAGGUUCUGAUUGCUCUUUAGACUGAAUAAAGGGCUCCGGAUGCCGGCCUGAUGGAGCAGUCCCACUGCAAGUUAAUGCACCUGCUUCUUGCUGCAGGGUAACCUUGUAACCAAAGCUAAAUCUUUCUUUCUAAUCUAAAUGAUCACAGAAGGAUUUUUUUUAGUAAACUAUGUAAUUUACUCAUGCUACGGGAAUUGUAUCAGGAGCAUUAUAAAGGCAGUGAUGCCCUUCCAGUUUAUACUUGAAUGUACAUAUAUAUAUAUAUUUGUUGACACAUACCUUAAAUUAAAUAGACAUUUUGGCAAAAAAAAAAACAGUACAUCAAUGCAAAGCCCCUUAUUUUCAUGAAGGAUUUCUCACAGUUGGAAUUCAUGACAAUGGUAGUCCCUGGCAAUGUAGGGAAGCUGGGGCCCUUCAAAUUGAUAGGUCUUACUACAUUUACUAGUGCUAAACCAAAUAGUCCAUAAUGGGAAAUUGAAAACCAGUGCAUAUACAGUUAAUUGAAAUACUGUUCAAUAUAUGUUUAACAUGGGAUUACACUCUAUGUAUACUGACCAAACAGUGACCCGUGGACCCACACCUGCAGCCUAGAGACCCAACUGAAGAGAUCGCCACUGCUGUGUAUGCCAACACCAUUAAUUUUCUUUUAUGCACAUAUUAGGCAUCAACCAUUUCAUGUAAAGGUGAGAUCAGGGCAAGAACUGCAAUUGGCAUAAGGGCUGGCAUGUUCGUAAACAUGGGAAAAUCCAUGGAGAUUACAUCACACAGUCCUACUCCUGAAAAGGCUUUUACAUAUGAUGUGCGUCCACAGCAAGUUUUACGUGGGGAAGGGGGUAGUAGGUUACAAGUAAUUCUUUUACUGAUAUUUUGUUUUUCAAUGCAAAAAUGCCCUACAUUUGUCUGCACCGAGGCCAAUGAAAUGUACAGAGACAUGAAUGGAUGCCAGCAGAUUGGCUGUUACUGCAUUUAUACACAGGCCGAGAAACAGCGCACAUGUCGCAAUAGCCUUAGAGCAACACACAUUGCAUUAGGGAAGAAAAAUACCUGCAUUAUUUAGCAGAGACAUUAAUUUGAUUUUUCCCACAGUUGUGGGAAAGUUCAGGUUCCUCAUCAGAAACUUUAGGUAAAGUUAUUUGUCAGCCCUCACCCCCCACGAAGAGAAGCAUGUAGUACAAACAUUUUUGCCCAUGCCUCUCGUGUGUACUACGCAAACGAUCAACUAGCAGGUAGGUAGGUUUUUCUGAGAUAAAAGGUAAAGCUUGAUGUGGAGGUGCCACUAUGAUACACACUCAUAAACUAUAGAGGAAACUGGCCCUGCAAAUGCUGGGGGGACUGAUAAGCAGCUGCAAUAUAUGUUUCUGGAAAAUGUCUUGUUCCUAAAGUAUAGGAGAACAAUGCUGUUGCUGUGGGGCCCAAUAACCAGACAUUCCCCUGCUGAAAAGUACAUGUAGGAGACAUAUAAUUCAGCAAAUAUAUCCCAAUAUAAACAGCAGAUGUUACUCUUUAAUAAUCAGUUCAUAAAAAGUUCAUUAAUGUGCUUGAGGAACAGGGAUGUUUGCCCUAAAUUUAAUCCUUACCUGAAGUUUAAUCCUUGCUUGAUUCUCAACAUCCUUCAUCUGACAAAGGUUGAAUUGUCCGCCCAAAAAGGAAAAUUUUCUGGCCAAAUAAAUUAAAAUAAAUUAAAGUAAAGCACCAUUUUAACUGCAUUUUGUGCUGGUGGUUUCUAUUCUGUUCUUAACUGUUUGUACCUGCAGCAACUAAUUAAAGCACACACACAAAUAAUAACAGAACUAGAGGUUUAUUGCUGCUGUGUAUCACCGCACAGAAUAAAGGACUUGUCUUUCUUUGCUGAAACACAGCCUCCCCAUUUUAGCAAUGAAAAAAAAUACUCAAUAUAGAAAAAUACACAACCAUAUCAUACAGCUUUGUUCUAAAAGGAAAAGAAUAAGUCAAAAAGUACUUUCAUUUUCUAAAAAGGUGCCUAUUUAAAAUGUGCAAAUGCUACAUUGUAAAAAUGCAUGUAUGCCUAAAAAAAUAUAAUACAUUUCAAUGGAAUUUACAAAGAGAAGGCUGCCCAGAUGCAUCAGUAGUUAUUCCUUUUCCUUGUCUGCGGUCCUCCAGCCUUGGUCAACUCUAUUGGUGACUACAGGGCCACAGUUUUGAUCUCCCUGCUCCACUUGAUGCUUGUAUGAUACACACAGUAUAAAAUGUGUUAUUUCAUAGGAAUUUAUAUAUUUAUGUACAUGUCUCUUGCCUGGCUCCACUCACCCUGGAAGCUUGCAAGAUUCAUUUACACAGAAAUCUGUUCUGCUUUGCGAUUAAGUGCUUUGUGCCAAGAGUCCGACAGCUUAGAGACAGUCCCUCAAUCGGCUCAACAUCUGUUGAAUUCAAGGCAACAUAAACACCAAAGGUCUGGUUCCCCUACUGUUUCAGUACGUUUGAAAUGUAGUUUAUGUAGAUAAUACUGCUUGGCUUAUUGCAGGGUAGAGAGAAUGUUAACAAUAUGGUGGUAGAAUCUUACAAAUGGUGUGUUUCUUAUGCCUUAAACUUUAAACCUCAUUACAGAAUAUUAUAUAUAUAUAUAUAUAGUAGAACAAUGGUUAGACACUAGAUGCUGCCUCAUUGUAGAAUGUGUCUGUGGCCUUUAUGGAUAAAUAAACUGCAAAUGGAGUUUGAGAUUACAGAGGUCCUGCUUUUGGGCAUUUUCAGGUGGGCCUGAAAGCGUAUUGCACCCUGCCUUCCCAUGAUGCACAGCAGGCACAGCAGGUAUGAGAAUGAAAGAACAAUGGGGUAGAUGCAGAUUUACUGGUUACAUACAAAAAUAAAUUUAGCAUUUCCGUGGAUGUUAUUGUGGCUCCCUGUAACUAAAUGUUGUGCCCCAUGGAAAACGAUCUCCUGAUGCAAAAACAAUGCAGCCUGACAAAUUUGACGCACGUGUGGAUACCUGGUUAGCUGCACACAUUAAUGGAGAAGGACACAAUGAAACAGAUGAUAAUGGUGGCACACAAGGCUAGGAAAACCAUUGUGUUAAACAACCAGACACACAUAUCCUACAAGGUUCUCUCAUAGUGGAACCGAAGGAAUGCUUAGUGAGUAACUGGAUUAAAUAAUCAUAAUGAGCACCCCAAACCAUUCACAUUAUGUCACUGUAAGCGGAUAUUUGUUCUUUGUGGUUCCUCGCCGGCACUGCACUGAAGCCACACAUACAGCAGAAUUCCCUAUACUGCAAUGAAUAAAA